AUGGUGCCAGGACAGCCUCAAGACAGAGAGAAAGAAAUCUGGUGGUAUCAGGUAAAGGUCUGGUCUGCGGCUGUGGUUUCCAUCUCCAUCCUCAGUGCCUGUUUCAUUGUGAGUUGUUUCGUGAUUCAUGAUAAUUCUGUGUAUGGUAAAAUUGGCAAUAACCUGUCUGAACUACAAGAAUAUGAACGAUAUAAUUCAUGUUUGAAAUGUUUCAAUGAAGGAAGGAGGCUAAAAGAUUGGCACUGCUGCCCAAUCUCCUGGAGUCCAUUCCAGUCCAGCUGCUAUUUUAUUUCUACUGAGUUGAAAAAUUGGACUGAUAGUGCGAAGAACUGCUCUGAGAUGGGAGCUCAUCUGAUGGUGAUCAACACUAAGGAUGAGCAGGAGGCUGUUGUUCAAACAGAAAAAGGGAACACUUCA
Molecule: messenger RNA, 417 nt
Organism: Orycteropus afer afer
Lineage: Eukaryota; Metazoa; Chordata; Mammalia; Tubulidentata; Orycteropodidae
Source: RefSeq, a predicted model, not a curated record